AGAAUUCGUGUAUGACUGGACCUGACUCGUUUGCUUUACUAAUGUUCUUCUGGAAAGGUAUGAACGUCACUACAUCACGUUGUAUCUCACCAUGUAAGAGCUGAUCCUUCAAAGUCUGUUGUGUUGUUGUUGUGUCCUAAAGUGGCCAUUUCGAUAUUCCUUGUCCAGAAAUUGUGUUGUCUGCUCUUGCACAAUCUCCAAUCUGAACCAUUUUCAUAUCUAUGGCUUCUCUCCCUGAGAAGCAACAGUUUUAACAUAAGCAGAAUUCAAGCAUUGGUGCCAGAAGAGACGACGCCAUGAAUCACAUCAUCACCUCCAACAUUCCAGGUUACGAAUUAACUGAAGUGAUUCAUGCCAUGGAGACGAGUCACAGCUGCGAUAUCUGUGGUAAAGGGUUCUCACGGUUUGACAACCUGGAGAGGCAUAAACUCACGCAUCAGACUGUCAAACCAUUCGGUUGUGAUGUGUGCGGAAAAUCGUUCUCCCAUAAAUCACACCUGAAACAGCACCAGACCAUUCACACUGGCGAGAAACCGUUUAAGUGCAACAUUUGUGGUUUCUGUUUCUCCAGAAAUGGUAACCUGACUCGUCACAUGAAAACCCAUGGGCAGGGGACCAUGCCUUCGAUGGCCCCCCAGUAUGAAACUCCUAACCCAAACACUGCAAGAUCCUUUGCUGUUGACAAACCAUAUAAAUGUAACAUUUGCGGCUGUGCUUUCGGAAGGAACGGAGAUCUAACUCGCCAUUUUAAGACGCACGAAGAAUCUCUGUUCCAGAACCAGAGCACUACUUACCAAAAGCCACAGCCGCCGCCGCCACCACCGCCUCCUCCACCGCCGCCGCCACAGCCUCAAACCCAACCACAGGUGCCUGCUAACUACCAAGACGAUAAUCCAUUCAACUGUAAAGCCUGCUGGAAGGCCUUCACGGAGAGGUCCGAUGCAGAUAUGCAUGAGCGAAUUCAUGCUGCCUUGCUUCCCUACAAGUGUGACGUUUGUGGGAAGGCAUUCUCAGAGAACAGCUACCUAGAGAGACACAAAAAGGCCCACACCAACGAGAAGAUAUUCUGCUGUGAUAUGUGCACCAAGUCGUUCUCCCAGAAAUACCACCUCACGGUUCACAAACGGACGCACACGGGCGAGCGACCGUUCAAAUGUAACAUCUGCGGCUUUGCCUUUUCGCGUAAAGAUCACCUGGAGCGACACCAGCGAACCAAUAAACUCGGGGAUCGUAAACUGAGUUGUGUGCCACAGAACACUGCUGCAGCAACCUCAGAAACCCACCAAGCAACCCUCAGCGUAUCUCAAGCACAUCACACCACUGAUAUACCACAGCACGAAGGGGUGCCACACUACAUGAGCAUAUAAGGGAGACAACUCUUCGUCUUGAAUUUGAUUUAACUCUCCAAUGUUCUCGUUCUCUCUCUCUUUCUCUCUCCCUUUCUCUCUCUCCACUCUAAAUAGUGAAGCCCCCCCAGCGGGCAUCUAAGACAGAGAAACAGGCACGGCAGUUGUUCUUUAGCAUUGACUAUUGUGUGGUACUUUGCAGUACCUCAUCAGUGUUUACAGAGAGAAUUACUAAACUGACAGAAAAGGUGCAUGAGUGCUUGCAGUUAAUAAGUACCUUGUAAUGUGAUAAACAGUAUUUCUUCAAAGUACAUUCGUUUCAUUGCUAGGACUGAUAAUAAUAAUAAUAAUAAUAAUAAUAAUAAUAAUAAUAAUAAUGUCUUUUAAUGACAUCUUUCUAUGAAAUGCAUCUGGAAACAAUGGAAUUUGUGUAAAGCAAGAUGUGUUUGGAAUACCACAACGGUUGCUAUGCAGAGAAAGGAGCAAGCACAGUGAAUGUUAAGUGGUGACUCUCUGUGUGUGUGUGUGUGUGUAUGAUAUUGGUGGUAGCUGUGCUUGCCAAGGUACAUCAGAAUGACAUUGAUAUUUUUAAACAAGAAAGGUCACUUAACACAUAAAUUUACAUUCUUUUAUAUAUUUAUACACACAUACAUACAUAUAUAUAAAUAUAGUUUACUGUUCCAUUACAGGUAGGAUCAACAAAAGAAGGAUUCCAUCCAGUGAGAAAUAAAUAUCAUUUAACAUACACAGAAUUUGAAAAAGAGAUACCAAUAGUUUCAUGCCAUACAGAUACAAUAAUCUAGGACAUUAUUGUGGCUCAACAGCAUGAAACUGUUAGUUGCUCUUUUAAAAUUUUGUGUAUAUUAAAUGAUAUAUGUAUGUAUAGAUAGAUAUAUAUGUGUGUGUGUAAAGGAAGUACAACUGUUUAUAAUAGUUGCACAUGUGAGAAGCAGGGUUCAUUUCUAUAUGAGACUGCUACAGAUCGAAGACAAAAAGAAAAUUAAAUGGAUAUACUUGUAUGUGACAUUGUUUUGGACAAGGAAAAGAGAUUUCCACAUCUCCGACAUUGGUGCCUGUAUCAAUGAAAACAAAAAAAAUGGUACAUUUCAAUUGUAAAACUAAAGAGAAAAGAACUGGCAACUUACGGGUUUUUCCCCCCUCUCCUAUUUCAUUUGAAUAUAUCCCUGAAAAUGAUGUUCCCUAUGUAAGGAGUGAUCAAUGUUUGUGUCCAGUUUCAGUCAAUGUGUCCUUGUUUAUGGAUCAACAUCUUGUUUGUCUUCACUUGAAAUUUAUAAUAAUGUGUCAUUAACCCUCACCCCUAAUUCUUCAUUUAUUGAACAAAAUUACAAUCUACAAGAAUUUAAACAAAGAUGUCACUGUUUGGCUUUGGAGUUGGGUUCUGUGUGAACUCACUUGCAAUCAUGGUUUCAAUCUGCACUGAAACUAAUAACCACCAAUGCUCUCCACAAGGGCAUCAACACCACAACUUCACCAAAACGUUCCCUUGCCCUUAAACAUUGUAAGGGUUCAUGUCUAUCUUACAUGUUUUUUUUUUAUUUAUUUAUUAUGUUGUGUGGAGUGUCUCACAUAUAUAUAUAUAUAUAUAUAUCAGGCACGUGCCGUUAGUAAUUACUCAGGGUAGGCAGUUGGUGACCUUUGUGUAGUAAAAAUAACACAAAAAAUAAGAAAAUCAGACGUGCGUCUGAGUUGAAGGCAGAUUUAAUUCUGCUUUUAUAGCACAUAAAGAAAACGGUGUUGUAGGAGUGUACGCAGCAUGUGUACUACAGCAGUAUUAUGCAUAGCUUGAAUGCUGAGAUUGAAAACCAAGGGCAAAUUAUGCCAACCUAAUCUACAAGAAAAUGAAAUAUUUUGCAUUUUAUGCAUAGUAAUCAGAGUAACCUUCAUGAUUUUAUUGAAUUAGGUGCAUAUUUUGCCAUAAAAGGAAAAUGUUGCUAUUGAUCUAUUUUAUUCGAGGCAGGCACUGCCUACCUAGGUGGUACGUCCCUGAUAUAUAUAUAUGUAUGUGUGUAUAUAUAUAUAUAUAUAUAAUAUAUAAUAUAUAUAUAUAUAUGAAUAUAUCCCCCCCCUCUUCUCCCAGCUCAUAAUCACUGUUGUUUGCUUCAUUUCAAGAGGGUUACAACACCUGCCCAACUCUCACUCUUUAUCUGUCUAUGUAUCUAACCAUCAUUAAAAAAAAUUAAGAAAGAAA
Molecule: messenger RNA, 3555 nt
Organism: Octopus sinensis (East Asian common octopus)
Lineage: Eukaryota; Metazoa; Mollusca; Cephalopoda; Octopoda; Octopodidae
Product: zinc finger protein OZF
Exons: 4
Coding region: 297-1367 (356 amino acids)
Biological process (GO): regulation of transcription by RNA polymerase II
Molecular function (GO): DNA-binding transcription factor activity; RNA polymerase II cis-regulatory region sequence-specific DNA binding
Source: RefSeq, a predicted model, not a curated record